AUGGGUGACAUUGGACAAGAUACCAAAAACAUGGUUAUCAUAGCUUACUGGCUAACCCAACACCAGCUGUGUGAUCCAACGAUUCAUGUCAUUACAAUUCUAGAAGCUACAGAAAUAGCCGGGAGGUCUUCUGGAAAAGCUGGAGGCUUAUUAGCAUCAUGGGCAACACCCUCUUGUCUUGCUCCUCUUAGUUUCAAAUUGCACACCGAGCUCGCUGAAAAGUACAAGGGGGCUUUAUGUUGGGGUUAUCGCCGUGUUCACUGUGCUGAUGUGGCCUUUGAUACACGAAACAGCCAUUCAGCGCAUGAAAGUAUCGAUCGCUCUGAAAUAUUGAAAUGGAUUAAUAAGUCUGGGAUCAAAGAAUUCUCCGAGAUUGACAAACCAGAUGAUACUGCUCAAGUUCAUCCAAAAUCCCUCGCCAACUAUCUUUUGAACCUCGCACAGGCUAAAGGCGUGAAGGUCAUUAUAGCACCCGCUACAUCGAUUAACUAUUCUUCGAACAGAGAAGCAGUCCAUUCCGUCGAGUAUAGUGAACACGGAAUUAAGAGGCAAAUUCACGCAACUGAUACAAUCAUUGCAGCUGGUCCCUGGUCAUCUAAAUUGCUUCCUCUUAUUCCAGUAUAUGGCGAUAGGAGCCAUAGUAUCUUGAUUAAACCUUCAAAAUCAUUAAGUCCUUACGUUUUAUUCCCGAUUUUUGACCCGCCAAUCUCGAAAGAAUCCCCAGAGGAUAAGGAGAAUGACUCCAUGCAAUGGAAGGUCAAGGCAACUAGCAUAGAUAACAUAGAAAUCUACCCUCGUCCCAGCCCACCAUCUGACCCCGAAGAGGUUGUUUAUAUUUGUGGGCCUAGCGAUUAUCCACCACUACCAGAAACGACUGGACACGAUGAGUUGGGAGUGCAAAAUUCCCAAGGCACUGGAAAGAUUCUUGCUGGGAUGGUGAUGAGAGAUGAGCUCGAAGGUGUGGAUGUAAAGGCUCUCGAUCCUCGAAAUUUCUUUGGAGAGUAA
Messenger RNA from Botrytis porri, 1005 nucleotides. RefSeq lists its product as uncharacterized. Gene Ontology annotation, biological process: retrograde transport, endosome to Golgi. NCBI's taxonomy places the organism in Eukaryota, Fungi, Ascomycota, Leotiomycetes, Helotiales, Sclerotiniaceae. Gene Ontology annotation, cellular component: late endosome; cytoplasm. The transcript has 4 exons. Gene Ontology annotation, molecular function: oxidoreductase activity. The coding region runs from base 1 to 1005 and encodes 334 amino acids. The record is from RefSeq and is a predicted model, not a curated record.